Molecule: messenger RNA, 1473 nt
Organism: Aethina tumida (small hive beetle)
Lineage: Eukaryota; Metazoa; Arthropoda; Insecta; Coleoptera; Nitidulidae
Product: methionine synthase reductase
Exons: 4
Coding region: 135-1418 (427 amino acids)
Biological process (GO): homocysteine metabolic process; response to hormone
Cellular component (GO): cytosol
Molecular function (GO): flavin adenine dinucleotide binding; FMN binding; [methionine synthase] reductase (NADPH) activity
Source: RefSeq, a predicted model, not a curated record
AUACAAUUCAUCACCACAACGUUAAUUUUAAGCCAAAAAAUCUAAAAAGUUAACGCGUACAAUGUCAAUCACCAAACGUAAACAUGACAUAUCUGUGUCAUGUGUGUACUUGAAGUUUAAGGUUAACUUGCACCAUGGGAGACUUAAUAAAACUAGAUAUUCUCGACAAUAUCUACACUGACAAGUGUAAUUUUAACCAAAAACUACUUCCGUUCGCAACAAGUGGGGUUAUUCUUGCAACAGUGAAAUCUGCGGUUAUUUUAAGCCAAGGUGAUGAUGUAAAAACCGUGUACGACUUAAGUUUGAGUCUUGAGGAAAAACAUGAGUAUUUGCCAGGUGACACCAUAGGAAUUAUUCCAAAAAAUGAUGCCAUUGAAGUGGAGCAACUGCUGUCUCGUUUAAAUGUACUUCAUGUAGCCGACUAUGAGUGUAACUUAUCCAUUUCCGAAAAGACUACAAAAAAAAAUCCUAGUCUCCCAAAACACAUUCCAACUGUUAGAAGUCUGCGAACAAUAUUUUUAAAUGACAUAGACUUAAGAAGCCCACCCAAGAAAUUAUUUUUAAAAGCUCUAUUAAAAUAUACAUCUAAUCCAGAUGAAAUUCAAAGGCUGGAACACUUAACUUCCACAGCAGGCUCAAAGGAUUACAUUAAUUUCAUAUCAACAGAAGGCAGAACUCUUUUAAAACUGUUGCAAGCAUUCCCUUCUUGUAAUCCACCAAUAGAAAUAAUUUUGGAACAUUCUGUUAUGUUACAAGCAAGGCCAUACUCAAUAUCAUCCUCACCUUUGGCAGAUGAUUAUCUCCAUGUAACGUUUUUUAUUGUAGAAAAUUCUGAUGGAUCUAAAGGUGUGUGUACAGGAUGGCUGGAAAAUCUCAUUAAUCAAGGUGGUUAUAGAAAACUACCCAUCUAUUUCAGAAAACCAACAGACUUUAGAAUCCAGGCAGAUCUAUCAGUACCAACAAUAAUGAUAGGGACAGGAACAGGUAUUUCACCAUUUAUUGGUUUUCUUCAACAUAUGGCAAUACAAAUGCACUCUCAGGGGAACACGUCAUAUCACAAUUGGCUGAUACAUGGAUGUCGUUAUGAAAAUAAGGAUGCAUUAUAUAAUUCUGAAAUUGCCAGGUUUCUGAAGAGUGGAAUACUCACAAAAUAUUCUCUUUGCACUUCAAGGGAUACACAUGAGAAAUGUUAUGUGCAAGACAGCAUACUAAAAUAUGGAGAUGAAUUUGUGAAAUAUGUAAUAAAAAUGGAUGCAGUUGUAUACAUCUGCGGAGAAUUUAAAACUGUAAUAAAAGAUGUUAAAAGUAAAAUUCUUGAAGUGCUAUGUUCACAUGGCAGUUUAUCCAAAGAUGAUGCUGAAAACUAUUAUAGUAGUCUAGAGAAAAAUAAGAGAAUUAUAAUUGAUUCUUGGAUAUAGUUGAAUCUAUUUAUAUUCAAUAAUGUAACAUUAAAUAAAUAUGUAUAAUUAUUAA